Polistes dominula (European paper wasp) is the source of this 1070-nucleotide messenger RNA. RefSeq lists its product as uncharacterized. The record is from RefSeq and is a predicted model, not a curated record. Lineage: Eukaryota; Metazoa; Arthropoda; Insecta; Hymenoptera; Vespidae.
UUUUGGUUUACCAGGUUAAUUAUCGCUUUUGUCGAGCGUCAUUGUACGAUUAGCGUGCCCUCCUUUGACGUCAUUGUUACAUAUAAAUACUCAAUAGCUCUUCUUUUUUCUCAUAAACUUAUCGUGAAGCUAGUACGACGGAUCUACUACUGAAACUAUCGAUAAAAAUUACGAAAGUUUGAGAGAAAAUAGAAGAUCAUUGGAAUUCAUCGAAAAUGGUUGCUACCAAGGUUUUCGUAUUUAUAUUCUUCCUCGCUGUUAGCUGCAGCUACUGCUACGGGUCUCCGAUCAAUAGAGCAUCGAUCAUCCAACCAGUAAUCGUUGUUCCAACUAUUCUCGAUCAGGAGACAAAUUCUGAUGUGUUCCUUAACGAUGAAGGAACAGAAGAGGUGAUUGUACCAUCGGUUCUUCUCGUUCUCGAUGGUUACUUAAACGAUCCAGAAAACUUGUUAUCAAAGGAAAUCAUUGAUUCGGGUUCAAGGAAAAUCGAGAAACGUGACGUGAUCGAAGAAUCUACGAAGGAUGAUCUCGAGACUGCAGCUGGUACCAACAUUCUUCGUCCUCUUUUUGUUUAUCGUCAACAACUCGCUUACAGGCAACGUCUAAGGGAAGCUACUCGUCGUGGAAAUCGUUUUUGAAUUGAAUUAUCUGAAACAUUUGUGCUAAAGAGAUUGGCUGAUAUAUCAGCUGAAAUGACGAGGACACGAUUCAAAUAGAUCUGAUUUAUUUAGAUCAUGAAUUUCACACGAAACGAAAGACAAAAUUUGAUUCAGAGCUGUAGCUUCUUCAAUCAAAUGGCUUACCAAAGAAUGAACAAGACAAGGAACGAUUGAAAUGAGUUCUGCGACCAAAACAAUAAUUUAUUAUCAAAUAUAGAAGACAAAUAUUCGAGGAUUGUCGAAUGAUCAUUCUGUUUUUACGAGUGUUGGUAGAUAACGAGGAUUAUUAAAGUUUCAUUUCGUGAAGUGUUCAACGAGAUGGAUGGAAAGAAAUAUCGACUGAGAAUAAUCAUGAAAAUGUUUCUUACAAAAAAAAAAAAAAAGAUUACAAUUGUAAGGAUUUAAUAUUUA